AUGCCUCGCCAGGACCUAGAGUAUCCCAAGGAGCCGUUCAGCACGGUCAAGCGGAAGGGCCAUCGAGGCCGCUACGAGCUCGAGACGAUCCACCAGAUCAUCAACUCGUGCCCGCUGCUGCAUGUCUCGUUCGCAGCGCCCGGCAGCCCGUUCCCGGCCAUCCUGCCCAUGAUCGGCCAGAUGGGCUCGUUCGAACGCCCCAGCGCUGACCUCGGCGACGUGCUCGACCUGUAUCUGCACGGGUACGUAUCAUCCCGUAUCGUGAACCUGUCGCGGGACCCCGCGGACGCCAACACCAACGAGAAGGGCCUCCCCGUCUCGGUCGCAGCAACGCACCUCGACGGGCUAGUACUCGCCCUGACACCAAUGCACCACAGCUACAACUACCGCAGCGCAGUGCUGUUUGGGCACGCCGAGGUAGUCACCGACACCGCGGAAAAACUGUACGCGAUGGAGCUCGUCACGGACAGUGUGGUCCCCGGCCGGUGGGCAGCGACGCGCGUCCCGCCGACGCCGGCCGAGAUGCAGGCGACGAGCGUGCUGCGGGUGCGCAUCGCCGCGGGGAGCGCCAAGAUCCACACGGGCCCGCCGGGCGACGACCGCGCCGACCGCGACGACGCCGCGCUGCUAGCCCGCGUGUGGACCGGCGUCGUGCCCGUCCACGCCACCCUCGGCGCGCCCCUCCCGGGGCCCUACAACCAGCUCGUCCAUGUCCCGGGGUACCUGGCGGACUACGUGGCGGAGUCUAAUGCUGAUGCCGAGGCCUACGCGCUGGAGGCGCUUCGCACGGUGGAGGAGAAGCCGAAGACGACUGCAGACGAUGACUGA
Molecule: messenger RNA, 828 nt
Organism: Lasiosphaeria miniovina
Lineage: Eukaryota; Fungi; Ascomycota; Sordariomycetes; Sordariales; Lasiosphaeriaceae
Exons: 3
Coding region: 1-828 (275 amino acids)
Source: RefSeq, a predicted model, not a curated record